This is a messenger RNA of Oreochromis niloticus (Nile tilapia), 4281 nucleotides long. It is a transcript of the gene lpin2, whose product is annotated as lipin 2. Gene Ontology annotation, molecular function: transcription coactivator activity; phosphatidate phosphatase activity. Gene Ontology annotation, biological process: fatty acid catabolic process; triglyceride biosynthetic process; cellular response to insulin stimulus. NCBI's taxonomy places the organism in Eukaryota, Metazoa, Chordata, Actinopteri, Cichliformes, Cichlidae. The transcript has 20 exons. The coding region runs from base 235 to 3096 and encodes 953 amino acids. Gene Ontology annotation, cellular component: cytosol; endoplasmic reticulum membrane; nucleus. The record is from RefSeq and is a predicted model, not a curated record.
CUGCAGAGAAUAAAAGAAAAAUGACAAUCUUUAUUACUAUUACUCAAACGCCACUGGCUUCAGAUAGUGUAUCUGUAUUUACUCUUGGGAGGGUCAUUGCAAGGUGAUUAGGUGGACCUUAUUUGAGAUUUGAUUCAGGAUGACAGGGAGACAUUAUCACCAUUAUCUGAGAGAGGAAAACAUUGGUGCCAGUCUAGUCCUGAGGUGGAUAAGGCUGGAGCUGACGCUCUGUUAAUGGUGAUGAAGAGACCGAGAUCUUGGGGGAACAGGGAGCUCCUGGGAAGCAACACAGAGGACAACACAGACAACAGUGAACAGGAUGAGCCAUCCUCUCAGAGGUCAUCUUGGUUCCUGGCGGACACCAUGAACUACGUUGGCCAGCUAGCAGGUCAGGUUCUGGUGACUGUCAAAGAACUGUAUAAGGGCAUUAACCAGGCCACAUUGUCAGGCUGCAUCGAUGUCGUGGUUGUCCGUCAGAGAGAUGGCACCUACCAGUGCUCGCCGUUCCAUGUGCGCUUUGGUAAGCUGGGUGUGCUGCGCUCCAAAGAGAAAGUGAUCGACAUCGAAGUGAAUGGAGAGCCUGUAGACCUGCAUAUGAAGCUUGGUGACAAUGGAGAGGCCUUUUUUGUGCAGGAAGCCGAGCAACAGAAUCAGAUUGUUCCUGCCCAUUUAGCCACCUCCCCAAUCCCCACCGAGAGUCACCUGUUCUGGAUCUCAGAGGUGGAGCACAGGGCACCAAAAGAUUUGGAAGAUGACCCUGCUGACCCAGAGGACCCUCCUGAACCUCCUGCUCCAAGCACCGUGGCCACAAAAAAGAAGAAAAGACGGAGAAAGAAGCACAAAGGAGACCCCCGUAGAGAGGAACUGACCCCACCGUCAGUCACUACUGGUAAUGCUGUUGCUGCUAAUGCACCUGCUGCUACCACUGCUGCUAUGUCUAGUACUGUGCAAAAUGAGGAGAUCUUUGAAAUGGAUCUCAGCUCUGACGAGGAAGCUACAGUUCAUGUAUCAAGGUCACCUUCAGUGACUACAGUGCGUGACAUUGACCCUAAAUUACCCGCAGCCAGACACAGCCUUGAUGGUUAUCCAUUGUCUGAUGGGGACUGGCCAGCUAGUGAUGGCCAUGGCUUGUCACAGGCCUUUUCCCCAAAGAGUGACUCAGAACUGGUGAUGAGGCCUUCAGAGAGUUUGCUCAGAGCUGAGUCUCACAUGCAGUGGACAUGGGGAGAAUUUCCAGAAACCACAAGGGUCACCAAGAAGGAGAAAUCAGAACCAGUGAAAACAGUGACUAUCACCCCAUCAGAGAGCACCCAUUUCCGUGUCAUCCUCAGCUCAGAGGCCAUGGAGAAUGAGACAGAGGUUGAAAAAGAAGAUGCCACCUCCUCUUCAGUGUGUAACAUUGUCAAGCCUGAGCCACGCACCCCUGUCACCACUGUAACACCUGUGAGUCCAAUAUCUUCUGUUAGCCCGGAAGCCCCUACAGAACCCCUUGAUAUCCUGCAAUCAAGCAUAGCAACCUCCACCGCUUCCAGUAACCAGCAGACAGAUUCACCAUCAAAGAAGAAAGGCGUUCCGAAGAGGAGCCAGCAUCAGGGUCCUGAGGAUAUCUACUUAGAUGAUUUGAAUGUACUUGAACCUGAUGUUGCUGCACGAUAUUUUCCUAAGAGUGAGACUGAGGCAGCUGCUAAGCACUGGAUUGACUCAGAGAUGCGCUCUGGCUCACAGUCCCCUCAGUCGGUGGGUAGUGCUGCAGCUGACAGCGGGACAGAGUGUCUCUCUGACUCAACUAGUGACCUCCCUGAUGUUACCCUUUCUCUGUGUGGAGGCCUGACAGAAAAUGCUGAAAUAUCCAAAGAAAGGUUUAUGGAGCAUAUCAUUACCUAUCAUGAAUUUGCUGAAAAUCCAGCAAUUAUAGACAACCCCAACCUGGUAGUAAGGAUAGGAAAUAGAUAUUAUAACUGGACCCUAGCUGCACCUUUGAUUCUAAGCCUUCAAGCAUUUCAGAAGAAUUUACCAAAGGCUACAGAGGAGGCCUGGGUGAAGGAGAAAAUGCCAAAGAAGUCAGGCCGCUGGUGGUUCUGGCGUAAGAGGGCGGAUAGCACAAUCAAGCAGUCGGAGACUAAGCUCGAAACUAAGGAAGAACCACAUUCGGGAGAGGAAGGACCCUCCACAUCUCAGGAGAAGCUGGCCUUAACGCCUAAAGCAAGAGACUCAUCCAGUGAUGAAGAGGCCAAGGAGGUGAGCGCAGCAUCCUGUCAAGAGAGACUGCAGCCAGUGGAUGGUCAGCACCAUCCCAGCCCACACACAUACAGAAAGUCACUACGGCUGUCCUCUGAUCAGAUUGCUAGUCUGAAACUCAAGGAGGGGCCAAAUGAUGUGACAUUUAGCAUCACCACUCAAUACCAAGGCACAUGCCGCUGCGAGGGUACAAUCUACCUGUGGAACUGGGACGACAAAGUCAUUAUCUCUGACAUUGAUGGCACCAUCACAAAGUCAGAUGUAUUUGGACAGAUACUUCCACAGUUGGGGAAGGACUGGACCCACCAGGGGAUUGCCAAGCUCUACCACUCUGUAGCCGAAAAUGGCUACAAGUUCUUGUACUGCUCAGCCCGGGCAAUCGGCAUGGCGGACAUGACAAGAGGUUACUUACAGUGGGUCAAUGAUGGAGGCACCAUCCUACCCCGAGGACCUCUCAUGCUCUCUCCCAGCAGCCUCUUCUCUGCUUUCCACAGAGAGGUCAUCGAGAAGAAACCAGAGAUCUUCAAGAUUGAAUGCCUUACAGACAUCAAGAACCUGUUCCAGCAUAACAAGCAGCCAUUUUAUGCCGCCUUUGGGAAUAGAGCUAAUGAUGUGUUUGCCUAUAAGGAAGUCGGCGUUCCAGUGUGCAGAAUUUUUACAGUUAACCCAAAGGGAGAGCUGAUCCAGGAGCAGACCAAGGGCAACAAGUCCUCUUAUGGCAGACUGAGUGAGCUGGUGGAGCACGUGUUCCCUUUGCUGAGCAAAGAGCAGAACGAGGCCUUUGUAAUGCCAGAGUACAGCUCUUUCUGUUACUGGAGACAGCCGAUACCAGAAAUCAAUCCAGAUGAACUGCUCUGAGUCGGUGUGUAUUGAUACCCAGCUAUACAGUAACAUUCAAAUGAACUGUGCACCUGAAUGCACCUCCUAAAUACAUGUGAAGUGGAACCAGAACUGUUCCUGCUAAUUAGACUGACACACACAACACACAGUAACCAUGAAGUCAAAAAAGCUGGUAAACUGUAUUUACUUGAGAGAUGAGUGGAGAUUAUCAGAACAGUAAAUCCUGAUGAGUGAUAACGUAGCGUUUAUCCCAGGGAGACACUCCACUUAUGCCUCUGUGUGAAGGCAUCCUGCCCAGUGAUAACUUUCUAGUCCAUGUCCAUGUACAGACUUGGCAGUUGAAGACCCAGCUAGUAUCUCUGUAAACUUGUAGAAAGCCAUAAACGACGCAGGCAGAAGUUCCUCACGAGGAGCUCAGAUUCUGAUCUGAGCAGAAGUAAUUUAAGAAACACCCUGAAGAAGUAAAACGUAAUGUUUUAAAUGGAAAAGGCACACAUUUAAUUAAAACAGGACAGGCAAUUAACACUGGGCAGUGGUUAUGCGCCACUCGUAUUUUACUGUAGGUGCUGUGUUUGCCCAGAAGCAAGUAACCAGCCUUUAAUUGGAGGCUUUAUUCUGUUCUAAAAAUACAGUAGUGAUAGAGGUUGGCAAAUAACAGAAUAACACAAACAGAACCGUCCACAGCCGUUAGAUUUCAGGAACUCACUGCAGUAAGUGUUCAGUUGUCCUCUCGUUCCUGACUCUUGCCUGACUGUGCAACAGAUUUCACACGGCCGCUACACAGCGAGCCGUGUUUGGUACUGUUAAUAUCCAAGGUCGUACCUCGGAUAUGCUUUCACCAAGUAUGUGAAGAUGCACAGUUUGCUGUGACUUAAAAAAAAAAAAGAAGCAGCUUCAUGGUGUAUUGUCUUGCUGUUGUUUUAAUAUGUUUGUUCUGUUAUGCAAGCUCUGGCAAAUCAAGUGUGUUUAGUUAACAAUGGAGUCAUUAUUUAUGGUGAUCAAUGUAUUUAAGUUAUUGAUUUCUAUUGUGAGGCCUUUGCUUGUCUGAAAAAAUAAUUGAUCACCAAUGCAAUAUUUCAGAUUAGUAUUUUUGUGAGGCUGAUCACACACUAACAUGCACUGCUAGGCCUUGUACAAGCUUUCUUUGGUCACGUCUCCAGCAACAAGCCUGUAUUUCUUUUAUUAACAGUGAAUUUUUCAACA